AUGGGUAAAAAAUUAGCAAUAUCUCCAAUACUGAUAUCUGAUCAAAGAGACACUCAUAGUAAUCGACCACAUGCAAUUCCUAGGGAAGUGAAAGAUUGUAUAAAGCAACAUGUUUCUAUGUUCCCAGUUGUUGAUUCCCAUUACACACGGCAGAAUACACAAAAACACUUUCAAUUUUCGAAAAUAUAUCGCUUUUAUCAGGAAUUUGUCAAAGAAGAGUCAAUUAGUGUAAUGGCUCAGAAUGCCACUCUGAGACAAUACACUGAUAUUUUUAACAAUUCAUUCAAUUUAAGUUUUUAA
Macrosiphum euphorbiae (potato aphid) is the source of this 300-nucleotide messenger RNA. NCBI's taxonomy places the organism in Eukaryota, Metazoa, Arthropoda, Insecta, Hemiptera, Aphididae. The record is from the annotation of a GenBank genome assembly.